Molecule: messenger RNA, 807 nt
Organism: Mucor velutinosus
Lineage: Eukaryota; Fungi; Mucoromycota; Mucoromycetes; Mucorales; Mucoraceae
Exons: 1
Coding region: 1-807 (268 amino acids)
Source: RefSeq, a predicted model, not a curated record
AUGGAAGCAGAAGCCAGUCUGAAUACUCGCUUAUCGUCUUUUGAUGCACCUGCUGUAGAUCACUCUCCCAAAUCACUACGUAAAACGAAAUCGUGUCCUAGAUUGAAUAAACAGCUACAGCAAAAAAAGAGGUAUCUUUAUAGUCAAUGGAGAUUAGCUACUACCAUGAGACAGUUUAUUGAAACUGUGCAAAAUACGACGAGGGAAAAGAAACUUGAAGUCGGCAUCGCGGAAAAUGCGGUGGUCUAUCAUCACCACCAUCAUAUUCAUCACCACCAUUAUCAUCAUCACCACCACCAUCAUCAUGAUUAUACCCAAAUAACGGAAGCAUCAUUACCAUCAGCGCCGUCAAAUUCUCGACAAUCCCCCUCGACUCCUUCUCUUCCUACUUCUCCAACUGUAGCAGAUCCACCAAAAAUGCUUCAAAGUGCCUCGUCCCUGACCUCGCUCUUUAAAUAUGCUAUUGACACUGUUGGCGGCUUCAUUCCACAAUCACCCCCUUCCUCUAUAAAAACAGACAUACCACAAACCAAGCCUAUCAUAACAACAACCAAAACAGCAUUUUCAAGUCUAUCCAAACCUACAUUGCACCGAGCCAUGUUUAUAUCGACGAUACUGAUGAUGCGCAAAUUCAACUAUUCCUCGCUGUGGUUCCGCCGAGGAAAUCAAGUAGAGACCUAUUGGAAAUCUCGUCCACGCUAUAGCAAUCUUCUGAGAAACAGAGCACAAUUGUUGUGGUAUAUCCUCCAGCUUUUCGUUUCAAAAUCAACCAUAAGCAGGACAACUAGAAACCCUUUUAUUUUGUAA